AUGCUCUCACACGCCGACCUCCUGGACGCUCGCCUGGGAAUGAAGGAUGCCGCGGCUGAAUUACUCGGGCACCGGGAGGCGGUGAAGUGUCGGAUGGGACCCGGAGGCUCUGAGUCGGGCCACCCAGGCGAUUGCCCACCAGGGUCAGACACGGUGGAGGGUGCGACCCUCCUUCCGGGGGAAAGCAUCGCAUCGGCUGGAUCGAACCCGGGAGGAGGCGGCGGCGGUGGCGGCGGCUCGGCCAGCGGCAAAGACGCGGAGAAGCAGCAGCAACAGCAGCAGCAACAGCAGCAGCAACAGAGCCAGCAGAAACAGAAGAGGCACCGGACCCGCUUCACCCCAGCUCAGCUCAACGAACUGGAGCGGAGCUUCGCCAAAACCCACUAUCCGGACAUCUUCAUGAGAGAGGAACUGGCUCUGCGAAUCGGCCUCACCGAGUCCAGGGUGCAGGUUUGGUUUCAGAACCGCCGCGCCAAGUGGAAGAAGCGAAAGAAGACCACUAAUGUAUUCCGCGCCCCUGGCACAUUGGUGCCUACGCCAGGACUGCCCCAGUUCCCAGGCGCCAGCAUGGGCGACAGCCUUUGCUCUUUCCAUGCCAAUGAUACCCGCUGGGCCACGGCAGGCAUGGGGGUCUCGCAGCUGCAGCUGCCCCCAGCUCUGGGUAGGCAACAGGCCAUGGCUCAGUCUCUGUCCCAGUGCAGCCUCGGAGGCCCGUCCAACUCCAUGAGUCUUUCCAAUAGCCUCACUGGCGCGAACGGCGGCGGCCUGCAGUCCCAUCUCUACCAGCCCACUUUCCCUGGCAUGGUGCCCGCCUCCCUGGCCGGCCCCGGCAACGUGACGAGCGGCUCGCCGCAGCUCUGCAGCUCCCCGGACAGCGACGUGUGGCGGGGGACCAGCAUUGCCUCCCUGCGCCGUAAAGCACUCGAGCACACAGUCUCCAUGAGCUUCACCUAA
Molecule: messenger RNA, 954 nt
Organism: Pristis pectinata (smalltooth sawfish)
Lineage: Eukaryota; Metazoa; Chordata; Chondrichthyes; Rhinopristiformes; Pristidae
Gene: otpa
Product: orthopedia homeobox a
Exons: 3
Coding region: 1-954 (317 amino acids)
Biological process (GO): neuron differentiation; regulation of DNA-templated transcription
Molecular function (GO): DNA binding; DNA-binding transcription factor activity, RNA polymerase II-specific
Source: RefSeq, a predicted model, not a curated record